AUUGAGCAGUUCGGAAUCGUACUUCUGCUGGCGCUGAUUCGUCGUGAAUCCUCCAAUUGGUACCACGGGGUACCAACUUGUAGUAUAUCAGAAAGUUCUCAUCGAACCUUAACACCCCCUCAAGGAACCUCACCUCAAAUCGAUUCCAAAUGUCAACGGCUGACGGUGGAGACGAGGACGGAAUCGGAAACCUAGGUGGAGCCGCUAAUGAAUUCCAUGUCGAAACCAUUCGCUACUUGUGGCGUUCUAGUUAAUGUCGCUAAACAUUAUUGGCGGAAUUCGUGGGAGAAACGGCCAACAACAGCGGUUGUUCCGGCCAACGGUGAUAAUGGAACCACCAAAGUGACUUACCCGCCCCCGGAAGCUUUUGAAAUCCCUCUGGAGGACGAAAACGCGGAUAGCCUGAUCAAAAAACAUCCCCCCAAACGAUUGGAACGCUUAGAAGCUCAACCCACAACGCCUCCAAGUAUCGAGGACCUAGAAGAGAAACUAGCAACGGCCGAGAUUCGGCGACAACAGUUUCUAGCAAGUCGGGCCCAAAAGACAGUUACCCAGGAAAAAUCCGACAACGAUGAGGAUGAGGAAAAAGUUGAUGAAGAUAAGAUUACUGAAGAAACCGAAGGAGAUGAGUCGAAGGAGGGUGAACAACAGGAAACGGAAAAGGAGAAAGAUUGAACUCGAUCUCUCUUCGUGGUGAAUGUGAUCAACUUUUUUGUGAAUAAAUUAUCCAAACAACAGCUUUUAUUAAACAUACAUUUAUUAAUCUUUCCACUUGUCAUUAUAUACUUUUUAAUUUUUGUUUAUAUAUAGAUCAUUUGAACCUAGUUGUUUUCACAUUGUCAAUAAUAAUAAUCAAUAAUCAAUUAUAAUUAUUUAUAUUUUUUGUGGCAUACCCGUAUAAUAUACUCUUAUAAAAUAAACAUUUUUUCAAGAUUU
Molecule: messenger RNA, 936 nt
Organism: Uranotaenia lowii
Lineage: Eukaryota; Metazoa; Arthropoda; Insecta; Diptera; Culicidae
Exons: 4
Coding region: 208-675 (155 amino acids)
Source: RefSeq, a predicted model, not a curated record